Ectocarpus sp. CCAP 1310/34 is the source of this 2715-nucleotide messenger RNA. Lineage: Eukaryota; Phaeophyceae; Ectocarpales; Ectocarpaceae. The record is from the annotation of a GenBank genome assembly.
CCCGCCCAAACAACCAAGCGAGAGCUUACCAGAGAGUGCGAGCAACGUGCCAACGACGACAAGCUUUCCGAGUGUGCGACGGGACCAGUUGUGCUCUAAACCGAAGGUGGAGACAAAAUCGCUCACAGCUCUCUCCGUGCGGUGGGCUAUCAGUCUUCAGCAAGCCCGGACAAAAAGGAGGUAAAUCGACGCGCGAGGCCGUGGGAGCAGAGGGAGCACACGAGCACGCGAGAGAGCUAUUGCCUCAGCGCUGCUUUGGGAGCAAGGUUGUCACCAUGAUCGGAAUUGCAUCUAUGCGUCCCUCUGCCGCUGCGCUCAAGAAGGAUGUCGGCGGAGUGGAGAGGCAUAAGGCUAUCUCCAUGUACAACGAGCCACCGUUCGAGGAGAUCACGCUGGACGAGUUUGAGCUGUUCGCGCUCGACAGGUUGCAGGUCCUGCGAAAGAUCGAAGACUUGAAGGCACGAAACGUCCGGGGAGAAGACUACAGAAGGGCCCUCAGAGAGUCGCUCCACAAGUACAUGAAGCUGAGCACGUUGAACGAGGAGAGCGCUAGCGCCGACAAGCGUAAGGACACCAUCUCGCACUUCAUCCUCCGCCUGGCCUACUGCCGCAGCGAGGACUUACGGCGGUGGUUCUUGACCCAGGAAACCGCCCUGUUCAGGCACCGUCUCGAGGAGCUCUCCCCCGCCGAGAUGAGCAAGUUCAUCCCCGAACACGGCCUGUUCUUCGAGGUGGUGACGCCAGAGAGGAAAGCCGCGCUCAGGUCCAAGCUGCUCUCAAUACCGGCGGCGCCGGUGAUGGAGUUCGACCGCACGACGUACUACAGGAUACCCUUCUGGCAGGCGUCAGAUCUCAUCGGCAAGCGGCAGGUGUACCUCGAGGGCGGCUUCGCGUACGUCCCGGUGCAGAGGGUGGUGACCAUCGUGGUGUCGAGGUACCGCAUGGGCAUCUCCAAGUCCCUCAUGGAGGCGUCCAACCACUUCGCCUACGUCACCUCCGACUCCCGCUUCGGCCCUCUCCUGCAGAACAUGAGCAAGCAGUACCUGGGCCGUGACUUCGGGAACGCCGACGGCACGGACUCGGACCACAUCAAGCCCGGGAUGCUGGACUCUCUCGCGGAGAGAUCGAUGCCACUGUGCAUGAAGCAGCUGCACUCGGCGUUGAAUCGCGAGCACAAGCUCAAGCACUGGGGGCGGCUGCAGUACGGGCUCUUCCUGAAGGGCGCCGGGCUCAACGUCGACGACGCCAUGGCCUUCUGGCAGGCGAUGUUCACCAAGAUCAUGGGCCUGGACCAGUUCCAGAAGCAGUACGCGUACAACGUCCGGCACAUGUACGGGAAGGAAGGAAAGCGGACAAACUACACCCCCUACAGCUGCCUGAAGAUCAUCAUGGGCAACCCACCCGCCGCUGGAGACCAUCACGGGUGCCCGUACCGCCACUAUGACGAGGACCACCUGUCCAGCCUUCUCUCGCAGGUACGCAUCGGGGCCACGGACAAGGACGCCAUCCUCCGCCAGGUGAAGUCCAAGAACUACCAGCUGGCGUGCCAGCGGCACUUCGAGGCCACGCACAAGGGCUACGAGGCGAGCGGCGUGAGCACGGACGGGGUCGGGAACCACCCGAACGCCUGGAUGCACGCCUCCAUGGAGUUCCACAAGAAGGUGAUGACAGCGGCCAGCGCUAGCGGCGCCCAAAGCAGCCCUGCGGGCAAGGCCAUCGGGCGAGGGCCGGGGGAAGGCAGAGCGCCGUCGCCGGCCGCCGUCGUGCCCGCCACGCCGUCACCGUCGCCGUCGCCGGCAGGGACGGGGAAGGGGGGAGCGGCGACAAGAGUACCGGCAAGCUAAGGCUCCAAGCGUUCACAUUCUCCGCCAUGAUCAGUCGUUCUGCAUCUACCAUCUGCGGUUGGUUUGCCUGCAUCUCUGUGGGGUUGGUUCAAGAUGCUAAACUGAUGAUACACACACACACACACGAGGCUGAUUUUUUUUAGCGGCCGGUGAAGGAGUUGCCCUACAGCGGGGAGUGGUGGUGUUUUUUUUUUUAUGACGUUAGCGUGGGUAUCGACCAUCGCGAAUUCCCGGCACUAGAAUGAACACGGGCAUACUUCAAUGGACGCUGCUUUAAUUGCGCUUCCUUUUUUGCUUUUGUCAAUGUCUGGGUGUGCCGGCCGGGUGUUCCACUCUAUAAAAGGCCGUUGUAAUAUUUUCGUUUGACGCCGCGGCGGUCGGUCGCCGCCCCCGCGCGUAGCGCAGGAAUAGCAGUACCCCGCCGCCUAGAGCCGAAACGCAAAACUUCAGCUGCGAAACCGCUGUCAAGGUGUUGAUGUGUACUAAUUCUGCGUCCAUCCGAGCCUGCCUGAGCCUUGUCGUCGCCUUUUGCUCCAACCCCCCGGGUUGAGAUAGGUCAACGUGCCGCCGGAGACAGCUCCAAACGGCAACGGGUAGGCAUUUGGGAGCGACGUCGUUGUUUCUCGUGCUUGUACAACGUAACAUGGUUGUGGCCGUCGGUACUAAUUGCUUUUGUUUUUGAUCCGAUGCCUGGAGUGUGGGAGCGACCUCGCUCGUUGUUUCUUGUGCAAAAUACGAUUUGAUUACAUGGUCGUCGUUUACUCUAUAGAUCUGGAUUGAACGAACGACACAUAACCCUGCUUGAAUAUUUUUGUCCAGAAGCAACAACGGUGUUCGGGUGAAGGGCAGAAGCGGGUACGUUAAUUGGCCG